This is a messenger RNA of Cynoglossus semilaevis (tongue sole), 2400 nucleotides long. RefSeq names its product TraB domain containing 2B (gene trabd2b). Gene Ontology annotation, biological process: negative regulation of Wnt signaling pathway. Gene Ontology annotation, cellular component: organelle membrane; plasma membrane. The record is from RefSeq and is a predicted model, not a curated record. The coding region runs from base 317 to 1900 and encodes 527 amino acids. NCBI's taxonomy places the organism in Eukaryota, Metazoa, Chordata, Actinopteri, Pleuronectiformes, Cynoglossidae. Gene Ontology annotation, molecular function: Wnt-protein binding; metalloendopeptidase activity. The transcript is spliced from 8 exons.
AUAAACCUAAGGUAGAUGCUGUACAAUGUUGGUGCUAACAGAAAACAGAGAAAAAAAGGAGAACUUGUGGGGUUUUGCAUUUUUGUAUAGAUUUGUAUGAUUAUGUUGUUCUAGCAGUACUGUGUGUGUGUGUUCUCCGCAGCUGCACUGAACCCUGGGCUGACGAGCUGAAGCACCUGUGGGCGUCGCUCUCAAUCAGCGAGCAGGAAGUGUCUGUGGCAGAGAGGUCACCAAACUCAGGGAGUGAAGGAUCGCACCGAAGGAUCUCCAGAGGUCAGGGGCCGGACUGUCCCAAGUGUCCGAUCACCUCCACACCAUGGUUUACCUGCCGGGACUCAGCUGGGUUCUCCUGAGUGCGCUGCUGCACACCGUGGCACCCUGGGGCGCAGAGCGGCCGGACCGACCCAGGCAGUGCCGCGUACCGCAGUCGCAAAGUGACAUGAACUCCUUCCUGUGGAUGGUUAAACGACCAGCACCUCAUCCACCAUCAUACUUGUUUGGUACCAUCCACGUCCCUUACACACGGGUCUGGGACUUCAUCCCCAACAGCACUAAGGAGGCUUUUCACAACAGCCGCAAUGUUUUCUUUGAACUGGACCUGACUGACCCUCUGACUAUCUCUAAGCUAACCAGCUGUCAGCUGCUGCCCCACGGCGAGAACCUGCAGACGCUGCUACCUCGAGACCUGUACCGCCGCCUCAAACGCCACCUGGACUACGUCAAACACAUGAUGCCUUACUGGAUGACCGCUGACCAGCGAGGCCGCGGCCUUUAUGCUGACUAUCUGUUCAACGCAAUUGCAGGAAACUGGGAGAGAAAAAGGCCUGUGUGGGUGAUGCUGAUGGUCAACUCACUGACAGAGUGGGACGUCCGGUCCAGGGGGACACCGGUUCUGGACCUGUUCUUGGCUCAAGAGGCUGAGGGGAUGGGAAAAAUGACUGGGGCCGUGGAGAGGGUGGAGGAGCAGUGUCACCCCCUCAAUGGGCUUAACUUUUCUCAGGUUCUGUUUGCUUUGAACCAGACUCUGCUGCAGCACGAGGGCGUCCGAGCAGGAAGCCUGCAGGGCUCAUACACCACUGAGGACCUCAUCACACACUACAACUGCGGUGACCUCAGCUCCAUCAUCUUCAACCAUGACACCUCACAGCUGCCUCACUUCAUCAACAGCUCUCUCCCAGCUCAUGACCGGAUGACGGCCCUGCAGAUCGACAGCUACUUCCGUCAGGAGCUCAUCUACAAACGCAACGAGAGAAUGGCCCGACGUGUCUCCGCUCUGCUGCAGAGAAACCCGAACCAGACCUACUUUUUUGCCUUUGGUGCAGGUCACUUCCUAGGGAAUCACAGUGUGCUGGACAUUCUGAGGCAAGAAGGCUAUGAGAUCAUGCACAUGAGCGCUGAUCACCAGGAAACAGAGAGUAGACCUGCUGCAGGGUCCAGUGAGGAGACCGCUGUGUCCUCCACUGCAGCCCCCACCAGUUGGUCAACCAGUCCAUCUGAGGUGGAAUUAGGAGACCCAGAGGACAUCCCGGGCCUGGAGGACGAGGAACUGCCUCACAUGCUGCUCCCAGACAGCCUCAGCCAGCUGGAGGAGUUUGGACGACACAAACGCCCUCGCAAAGGUCAUCGUGGCCACGGACGUCCCCGUCUUUUCAGCGACCUGUGGGUUCGGAUUGGUGAUGGCACUACACCAACACCAAAUGUGAGGAUAAUCAACAACUACGUGACAGUGGAGCCCCCUCUGACCCAUCAGGAGCAGCGCAGACUAGUGAAGACCUCCACAGAGCAACAGCCCAGUCCGUCCCCCAGACCCAGCUCUGCAGAGACGGUCUCCCGUCAAAGCAGCCUCACCCUGUCCUGCCUGUUGGCCUGGAUUUUAUCACACGUGUUGUUUACCUCCUGACCACAAGACAGUGCUAUCUCACAGACAGAACUUCUACGCUGCCUGGUCCGUACCACAGCAGGGGAAUGUACCUGGUACCGACUGACCAUAAUCACAUGGAGAAAUAAAUAAUCACGUCAGUCGGAUCACACCGGCCAAGACUCAGUAAAACCUAAAUGUCAAGUCUCAAUAUGUGUGUAAUAAGCUCUCAGCCGCCAUGUUGGACCUUAUGGAAGUAUUGCAGUAGAUUGAAGGACACGUAGUACAACAAAGAUCUGUGAUAAUUUAUAGAGGAUUCUCUCAGCUAAUGAAGAUGUGAUACUGUACCAACAUAGACGACUGACAUUAACAAUGAGAAUAGAACAUACUAAACCAGAUGGGUCCAGGAGUACUGUGUAGAAGGUGACACACUCAGUCGACACUUUUGUAUAUUGUGCAUUUUGUUCAUAAAGAAAUGUUGUAUAUUUAUUAUUUCUGGAAGAAAAGACUAUAUUUUCUCGCUUUUUGAAGAAAUAAAUUGG